Racocetra fulgida is the source of this 247-nucleotide messenger RNA. NCBI's taxonomy places the organism in Eukaryota, Fungi, Glomeromycota, Glomeromycetes, Diversisporales, Gigasporaceae. The record is from the annotation of a GenBank genome assembly.
AUGACAGCAUCUAUAGCAACAUAUCCACACGAAGUAGUUCGUACAAGGUUGCAAAACCAAACUUGUAAACCAUUUAAAUAUCUAGGAAUAAUGCAUGCAGUUAAGGUAAUAAGACACGAAGAAGGGUUUCUAGCCUUUUAUAAAGGAAUGUCAACCAAUCUUUUAAGAACUGUACCUGCAAGUGCGUUAACUAUUUUAACAUAUGAGGUUUUGGUUAGAAAGUUAAAUGCGAAUUCUGAUAAAGGUG